GAGUCACCAAUCACUAUAUUAUCUCGUUUUUUAUUAGCUGUCACUACCACCCCCCACCUACAGCCAUCCCCCACCACCGUCGCAACCACCGCUGCCUACCAUACCCCACCGCAGUUCACAGAAAUUCGCCUUCUGAAAGCCCUGAUUUUGAUCAGCUCCACCUUAUGGCUACCGAUACUCCCUCUCCACCUCCUACUGCCUCACAUGAAGAAGAAGAAGAUAACAUCAACCAGCAACCGCCUACUCAGCAGGAGUUGGUUCUGUCACCGCCGUCACCAAUUGAAGACGUUGAUCAGCACCAGCAAUUUGAAAACUCAAAUUCACCUUAUUCGCCGCGGACGUCCGUCACAAAAUCGGAAAAGCCUAUCGACCGCGAACAUCCACCACCUGAAGACGUCGCAGAUGAACAGGAACCGGUUCCGACUUCACCUCCGCCGCAAGACAAAAUGCUCGGCCUUCAGCAGCCUUCGCCACCACCGUCGCCUUCCUCCUUCUUACAACCGUCACCACCACCGCCACCUCCACCUCCACCGCUACCCACAGAACCUGAAUAUCCACCGGAAAACCUUAGCCCUGGCCAUGAAUCUCCUAUUUCAAAGAAAUCACCAUCAUCACCAAAGCGAGACGAACACCCCUUGCAAAGCCCUAAUUAUCGUGAAACCCCUUACCCAAACCCUAACCCUAACUCGGAUCAUGAAUCUCCGUCUCCGUCUUCACCAGCAACACUCCAAGGAAAUCCUAGCCCUAAACCACACAAAUCGCCUAAAGACCCCUCUCCGUCGCCACCACCGACCGCCGCAUCACCAUCAUCACCACCACUCCUCCAAGCGGUGGCCAGCUCUUCACCGACUAAACAACAAAUCUUACCCUGGACCCACCAGGAAACUGCAAACCUGAUCCAAGCUUACCAAGAAAAAUGGUACUCUUUAAAAAAGGGACCCCUUAAGGCCAGCCAAUGGGAAGAAGUAGCCAUCACGGUGGCUGCACGCUGUGGCUACGACGAGCCCACCAAAACCGCCAAACAGUGCCGCCACAAAAUAGAGAAGCUUCGUAAGCGUUACCGUGCAGAGAGGGGCAAACCUAGGUCCAAAGCCACCGCUUGGAAUUUCUUCAAACUCAUGGACAACCUGGAAAAAGGACCUUUACCAAUUUCAUCAUCACUGCCCUCUAUGGAAUUAGUCGAGUACCAGAAACCAAGCAACUCUAAUGGCAAAAAGAGGAAGAACAACGAUGAUGGUGACAGUGAGUUUCUGGUUAACAAAAGAAGCAGGUCUAAGAUUUCUUCUAAUCAUCAUAUCUCCAAUGGCAGCGAUGCUCGGUUUUCAGAUGGUGGACAUGAUAGGGUUAUGAGAGGGUUGAGGACUCCAGUUGUUCACAAACAUAAAGGUUUUUAUCAGGAGGAAGAAGAAGAUGAUAGUAAUGAAGAAGAUGAAGACAAUGAAGAAGGGGUAGCAGCACAAUUGGCGGCUGAAAUAAAGGGGUUUGCUGAAAAGUUUGUAAAAAUAGAGAAUAAGAAGAUUGAGAUGAUAAAAGAUGUUGAGAGAUACAGAUUGGAGAUGGAGAAUAAGAGAAUGGAAAUGAUACUUGAAUCACAACAGAUGCUUGUAGAGACUGUAAACAAGGCUUUUGGUGGAUCUCAUAAACCACACAAGCUUUCUGCAAAUUAACAACAGUUGAAGAUCUCAAGAAUCAAGGUUCAAGCUUUCCUUGUGUAGUCGAUAAAUUUUAUUUAUGUUUUUAUCUUUGAAUAACAACUUAGAUUGUUGCAGAUUUGUAGGUUUAGAAACAACUUUCGGGUCUUAUUUGUAUUUAUUUAUUAAGGUGAGAAAGAUUCGAAGAAGUGAUAUUGUGGUAGAGGAAAUGGUAUAAAUGGAUAUAACAUUCCAACUUUGAAUAUACAGUCCAGAACUUGCAUGUUGGUAUAAUUUCA
Molecule: messenger RNA, 1930 nt
Organism: Lactuca sativa (garden lettuce)
Lineage: Eukaryota; Viridiplantae; Streptophyta; Magnoliopsida; Asterales; Asteraceae
Source: RefSeq, a predicted model, not a curated record